UCUCCAUAACACACGGAGGAAUUGAGAUGGGACAAGGUCUCAACACCAAAGCUGUUCAAAUAGCUGCAUACUUUCUUGGUAUACCGAUGGAGAAGAUUCAAAUCAAAGCGAAUCAUACACACAUGACUCCCAAUAGUCAGUUGUCUGGGGGAAGUUUGACUUCGAUUAAUGUUGGGAUAGGAGUUCAAAGAUGCUGUCAGCAGAUUUCAGCGCGUUUAGCUCCUCUUAAAGUUGGUCUUCUGAACCCUUCUUGGGAAUUUUUAGUGAAGAUGGCAUACAAUGCCAGCAUAGAUCUUCAAGCUCACGCGUUUGUGUCGAUGUUAGACACGCAGAAGUAUGCAGUACACGGGGUGACGUUAGCUGAAGUAGAAGUAGACGUUCUGACAGGAGAGUGGGAGCUACUGAGGGUUGACCUUCUGGAGGAUGCCGGCAUGAGCAUUAGCCCGGGAGUAGAUAUUGGUCAAGUGGAAGGCGCCUUCAUAAUGGGACUGGGUUACUGGACGACAGAGCACAUGGUGUAUGACCAGGAGUCCGGCGAGGUGCUCUCGGACCGGCCCUGGAACUACCACGUGCCGCAGGCUCGGGACAUCCCGCAGGACUUCCGCGUGUAUUUCAAGGAGAAGUCCUAUUCGGAAGUGAGGACGCUUGGAGCUAAGUCGAUUGGCGAGCCCCCUCUUUGCAUGUCGGUGGCGGUGCCACUAGCUAUCCGGGAAGCUAUUGCUGCAGCCAGGAGCGACGCCGGAAAACCACUCAACGAAUGGUUCCAGAUAGGUACUUUCAUAUUACACGUAAACGAAAUAGUCGGAGUAACAACAGAUGAGACGAACUAA
Molecule: messenger RNA, 830 nt
Organism: Leguminivora glycinivorella
Lineage: Eukaryota; Metazoa; Arthropoda; Insecta; Lepidoptera; Tortricidae
Product: xanthine dehydrogenase/oxidase-like
Exons: 3
Coding region: 27-830 (267 amino acids)
Molecular function (GO): iron ion binding; oxidoreductase activity
Source: RefSeq, a predicted model, not a curated record